AUGGGUACACAUACGGCAAAAAAGUCUACUAACUGAAACUCAUCAAGAGAUAUAAAGAAACAAGUAAGACAGUUUGGUGAAAUUAAGGAAGACACGACAACACCGAAUAAUGUACUUACUGAACCAUUCAGACCUCGCGAACUUAAAGCUGUGAUAAAACAGCUAAAGUGCAAAAAGUCUCCUGGCGAAGACGGUAUUCAUCCAGAAUUUCUAAUUAGAAUGGGACCAAAAGCCAAGUAUCACUGGCUUUCCCUCGUUGUCUUUAGGGCUGGACAUCGAAUCAGGUGUUUUGCCAAGCAAUCGUGUCCGUUACGAAGUCUAAACUCAGCAACGGUUUCGAUUCGUGGCCAGUCGGGUAUGUCGGAGAGUGCCAGUGUCCACUGUUUCUUCUUUGUUCGAGCUUUAAGCUUUCAUUGUGUGGAAAGACAUCGGCCGGUCCAUGCAUCCCAAAAUCGUUGUCCCCUUCUUAGCAAGUGUGUCAGCAAGCUCAUUGCCUUUAAUGCCAAAGUGGCCAGGAAUCCAUUCUGUUUUGGGUGCUCUCUGUUUCCAAUUGAGUUUAUUGCUGACUGUGAGUCCGAAAGUAUCACCGCUUUGGUGAAUUUCGUAUCCAGGCAACAUAAUUGGCCUAGUGCUAACUUAAUGGCCUCUAUUUCUCCUUCAAAAGCGGAUCUAUUGUGUCCCGCUGCUGCGUAG
Rodentolepis nana is the source of this 693-nucleotide messenger RNA. Lineage: Eukaryota; Metazoa; Platyhelminthes; Cestoda; Cyclophyllidea; Hymenolepididae. The record is from the annotation of a GenBank genome assembly.